Molecule: messenger RNA, 1401 nt
Organism: Aspergillus affinis
Lineage: Eukaryota; Fungi; Ascomycota; Eurotiomycetes; Eurotiales; Aspergillaceae
Product: isoamyl acetate-hydrolyzing esterase
Exons: 7
Coding region: 1-1401 (466 amino acids)
Source: RefSeq, a predicted model, not a curated record
AUGGCUGCAAAGCCAAAUAUCAUGAUUCCCGCUGUGGUGUAUGCCAUGGUUUUCUUGUUCGGCAGCGUUCUGAUCACCGUGGAAGUACUUCAACUAUUGCAGGAGAAGUUUGGUUUGAAUGCCGAGAAACUCGGCCUCCAGUUCCUAGGCGUGAUAAUUGGUACUGUCUUGGGUGAGCAGAUCGGUGGAUCUGCCUCAGACUACUGGAUGAAUCGGCGGGCACGACGCACGCAAGAAACUCCAGAACCCGAAUUCCGACUCUGGCUCAGCUACCCUGGGAUCAUUCUCACCAUUGUCGGAGUUGUAAUCUUCCUCGUUUGCACGCAGGAAGCCGAUGAAGGACACUGGGUUGUGGCGCCGAUUAUAGGCACCGCGGUUGCUGCGUUUGGUAAUCAGCUGGUAACGACAGUCAUGGUGACAUAUGCUGUCGAUUGCUGCCCGCAAGAUGCAGGCAGUGUGGGCGUGUUUAUCACAUUUGUCCGACAGAUGUGGGGAUUUAUCGGGCCUUUUUGGUUCCCUGAUAUGUUUGACAAUGUUGGCGUUGCUGCUAGCUCGGGCAUUACAAGUGCUCUCAUGUUUGUCUUUAGUUUUUUGUUUGCCAUCGUAGUCCAUGAUUGUUCGAUCAAUAUGUGUUCAUCUGCCGCGCAAGAUGGGCAAUUCAAGCCCUAUGAUCAAUUCAUUAUCUUCGGCGAUUCCAUCACUGAAAUGUCGAGUAUCCAAGAUACUGGCUUUGGGUUAAAUGGCGCGUUGCAAGAUGCGUACCGUCGGCGCCUCGAUGUCAUCAAUCGUGGAUUUAGUGGAUACACAACAGCCCACGCCAUCAAUGUCUUCCCUAAAUUCUUUCCCACACCCCAGCAAGCCACUGUUAGAUUCAUGGCGAUAUUCUUCGGUGCCAAUGACGCCUGUCUGCCCGGCACCACGCAACACGUCCCCCUGGCAGAAUACAAGCAGAACCUGAAAAGUAUUAUCCAGCACGAGGCAACAGUUGCCCAAGAAACCAAGAUUCUACUCCUUACCCCAACACCUGUGAACGAGUAUCAGCUGCAGGGUUUCGACGAGGGUAAAGGAAACGUCCAUCCAAGUCGAACCGCCAAUUUCACGAAAACGUAUGCGGACGCGGCCCGCGAAGUCGCGGCCUCGACCGGAGCGGUGGUCGCCGAUGUUUGGAUGGCGUUUGUUUCCGCUGCGGGAUGGAAGGAGGGUCAGCCGCUGCCCGGAUCAAGGGACUUGCCUGAGAUUGACGCUUUCAAAGCGCUGUUUACGGAUGGACUACAUUUGACUGCGGACGGGUACCGGGUGGUCUAUGAUGUUAUUAUGAAGGCCAUUAGGGAAAACUGGCCGGACCAGGACCCCGAGCAGCUUCCUCUCAUUCAUCCCGGGUGGAUGGAGGCUCCGAAAUGA